AUGUCGCGCAUAAACACGGAUUUCGCCUUCGGUGGCAAGUACAGGUCGAAGAGGCGAUUGCCAACGGUGGCUGCGGGCGUGCACACUGUGGCCGGGAAAGAAGUCGCCAUCAAGCUCGAGCCAGCCAUUGCAAAGUCAAGCCCACUGAAACAAGAAACCAAGAUCUACAAAACAUUGUCCGGCGCGCCGGGUGUACCAUGGAUUAUGUGGUCGGGAAAGGCCGGCGACUUCAACGUCAUGGAGCUCUUCCGCAUGUGUAACCGACACUUCUCGCUCAAAACUGUAUUGCUUCUUGCAGACCAACUUAUAUCGCGCGUCGAGUACAUCCACUCGCGUGAUCUCGUUCACCGUGAUGUGAAGCCCGGUAACUUCGUCAUGGCCAGAUCCGAGAAAGACUCACCAUACCUCGUAAACAUCAUCGACUUUGGCCUCGCCAAGAAGUACCGCGAUUCCCGCACCGGCGCGCAUAUCCCCUACAUGCAGGAGGAUCAGCACGGCGUUGGCACCUGUCUGUUCGCGUCAAUCAACACUCACCUCGGUGUCGAAUGCUCGCGCCGAGACGACCUCGAGGCCCUCGCAUACAUGCUGAUCUACUUCAUGCGCGGCACUCUGCCGUGGCGGAAGAUCAAGGACCCCGACGCGACGACGACGUGGAACCUGAUUAGAGACAAGAAGGUCGAGACGGAGGAGUUCCUCACCGUCGGCCUGCCGGCCGAGUUCGACAUCUUCCACAAGUACGUGCGCGGGCUCGAGUUCGACGACCUGCCCGAUUACGAUGGCCUGCGCGCGCUGUUCCGCGGGCUCGCGGAGAAGCACCGGAUCGAGUACGACUGGGUAUUCGACUGGUUCUGGGAGUCGACACAUGCGUACGCGGUGCACGGCUGA
Fomitopsis serialis is the source of this 885-nucleotide messenger RNA. Its product is annotated as kinase-like protein. The record is from RefSeq and is a predicted model, not a curated record. Bases 1 to 885 code for a protein of 294 amino acids. Gene Ontology annotation, molecular function: protein serine/threonine kinase activity; ATP binding. The transcript has 7 exons. Gene Ontology annotation, cellular component: cytoplasm; nucleus. Lineage: Eukaryota; Fungi; Basidiomycota; Agaricomycetes; Polyporales; Fomitopsidaceae. Gene Ontology annotation, biological process: peptidyl-serine phosphorylation; signal transduction; endocytosis.